Molecule: messenger RNA, 824 nt
Organism: Eucalyptus grandis
Lineage: Eukaryota; Viridiplantae; Streptophyta; Magnoliopsida; Myrtales; Myrtaceae
Exons: 5
Coding region: 81-545 (154 amino acids)
Cellular component (GO): chloroplast thylakoid membrane
Source: RefSeq, a predicted model, not a curated record
GCGGGAAAAAGUCUCGGAGAAACGAAAGGCUAAGCACGAACGUGACAAUCAAGAAGAGGUCGAGCAAAGCUUGAUCAGAAAUGGCGUCGGCCUCUCCAUCUCUCCUCCCCUGCCAGCGUCUCUGUCGCGGCCGCCUCUCCCUCUCCUCCCCGCCACGCUUCCCUCCUCGCCUCGCCACCCGUCUCAAGUUAUAUGUCAGACAGGGCUUGACGACACAUUCCGGUUCAGUACCAGCUCCUGAUGAAAGCAGGGGUCAGGCUUUCCGACUAUUGGCAAAUCCUAAGAUGUCUUCAGAAAGAGAAAGCUCCAUUAAGGAUGUGAUCAUGGUAGAUCCUUUGGAAGCCAAGCGUUUAGCUGCUAAGCAAAUGCAACAACUUCAAGCAAAAGAGAAAUUUCAGAGAAGACGUCAGAUUGAAGCGAUAAAUGGAGCAUGGGCGAUGAUUGGUCUCACAGCAGGCUUGGUAAUUGAAGGUCAAACUGGAAAGGGUAUCUUAAGCCAGUUGGCUGGAUAUUGGGAUGCCAUCGUCCGGUAUUUUGUGCAGUAGGCAUCUUCCUGGUGGAGCUGGGUGUACAUGAGAAGCUACAGAUUCUGUUAUUCUUUGAAAUGUAACUUGUAGAUUUCUUGUUUGUUCCAUUUCUUUUUUCCCUUUUUCCACGUUUGUGUUGUUCUCACGGCACAUGGCAAUGACAUCUUUACGGAUACAGGAACGCAAAUGCAACAAGCUUAUGACUUGACCAGCUAACAUAUUUCUCAUUCAUUCUACUGUUAUUAGAUGCACUCAACUCAGUCAAUUAUCAUCAAUUUUCAUCGCAUGUUCACAGAA